AUGCUAUCUGCUUUAGUUCCCAAGCGGUGUUUUGUUGGCAAGCGCCACUUGGAAGAAGCAGUGAAGACAGUCAAGGAUGCGGUCUUUGAAGUCAACUGGAAACCCUUCUUCCUAAAUCCAACUCUUCCUGACGGGACAAAAAUUCCUUUGGUUCAGUACAUCACCGAGAAGUAUGGAGCUGCUGCUGGGGAAAGCAUCAAGUCAGGGAAAGGGGGUCUAUCGAAAGCUGGACAAGCUGUUGGUAUCACUUUUACCUCUGGGCGCUAUGUUGUCAACUCUCUGAAGUCCCAUUGUCUCCUGGACUAUGCAGCUACAGUAGACAAGCAGAAUGAAGUUGCCGAAAGUCUAUUCCACAGAUAUUUUGAGAACGCAGAAGACAUAAACAGCAUGGCAACGUUGGAGGAUGUUGCUAAGGACUCUGGACUUAAUCUGGAGUCAGCCAUGAAGCAUGUUGGUGAUCCUGCCAUUGCAAACAAGAUCAAGGAAGAAGCAGAGGGUGCYCGCAUUCAAGGAGUCAGUGGAGUGCCAUCUUUUGAAGUAUAUUUGAAAGGAGAAAAUGUGGGAACCUAUCCGAGUUUUUCUGGGGCUCAGCCACCAGCCACGUUUGUUAGCAUCUUCCAAAGACUAUUGAAAAAUGCAAAGAUGUAAAACAUCUAUUUCUUACUCAUGAAUGUAUCAUUAUUAUUUCUUAUAUGAUAUAAUCAAGAUGUUGAUAUAAUCAUUCUCCAGUUUGCUAGGGUUUGUUGUACAAACAUACUCAUGUACCACAGGAAGCCCAAUCUCUAAGAUUGAGAGAAUAAAUAAGGCUUUGUUUGGAGAAUUUUUCUUUGCUCUAGAACAUCAAAGCCUUAUAAAUUCUCUCACUCUUAGAUAUUCCUUCCUAUGUAAUCACAAGUAUUAGCACAAUAUAUUUAUCAAUCUUUAGGUGGGACAUACACACUUGAAAAAAUCUGUUAUAUAUUAUUGUAUGAGAUCUUUGUAUGUUUUUAUCAUUGUAUGAUAGCUCUAAUAUGGAAACACUAAUUAGUGGUAUUGGGGUUUGAUGUUUCUUGAUAGCAUACAGCAUAGAUUCUUGUAUAUUAAAUACAACUGAUUUUGCAAAUGUAUUUCAACAAUAAACGAUUAUUACCUAUUGAAAA
Messenger RNA from Exaiptasia diaphana, 1139 nucleotides. RefSeq lists its product as uncharacterized. NCBI's taxonomy places the organism in Eukaryota, Metazoa, Cnidaria, Anthozoa, Actiniaria, Aiptasiidae. The transcript is spliced from 3 exons. The coding region runs from base 1 to 648 and encodes 215 amino acids. The record is from RefSeq and is a predicted model, not a curated record. Gene Ontology annotation, molecular function: oxidoreductase activity.